AUGGCGCAGAACCUGUACGGUCCGGGAGUGCGAAUGGGCAACUGGAACGAGGACAUCUACCUGGAGGAGGAGCGCAUGAAGGACUUCUUGGAGAAGAGAGAAAAGGGACAGCUUCUCAUACAGAGAAAUAGGAGACUCAAAGAGAAUCUUUUGAGACCGAUGCAGCUUUCCAUCACGGAGGACGGGUACCUUCGCUGUGGUGACAAAGUGAUGCUUGUGAAUCCAGACUACCCUGAGACAGAAGCUGAUUUGGUUUUGGGCGGGGACCUGAGCCUCUGCAUGACUCUGGAUGAAAUUAAAUCGCCCCUGAGUGACCAGUUAGAGGUGCCCUGUGGGCUGAGCGCAGCUCGAACCAAGAUCCCUGUUGGCAGAAACACUUUCAUCAUUUUGAGUGCAGACAGAAACGCCAUGGGCCAGGUCCUUAGAUACGGACAGAACUUCUGCCUUGCGACGACGGGAGGAUUUGAAGACAGAAUGCUGUAUUUAUCCAGUGACCACAGGACCCUGCUGAGGUCAUCAAAGAGGUCUUGGCUCCAGGAGGUGUACCUGACCGAUGAGGCCUCCUACCUGAACUGCUGGCAGGCCGCCUUCCUGGACCCCCAGCUCCGCCUGGAGUGCGAAGGCUGCCCCGUGCUGGCAAAUGCAAAAAUUAUCCUCAAUCACUCCCAAACGAACCGGGGGCUGGCAGCCCACAGACACCUGUUCUUAAGCGGCUGUUUCGGAAAGGAAGUGGAAGUGGCUGCUCACACACACCUGGAUUCGCACCGAGUCGAGAAGCCGAGGAACCACUGGAUGCUGGUGACUGGGAACCCCCGGAGAGACUCGUCCACCAUGCUGGACGUGCCCAAGCCGCCGGCGGAGGACGCCCGAGCCCCGGAGCAGGAUGCCCGAGCCCCGGAGCAGGACGCCCGAGUCCCGGGACAGGGCGCGGACCCCGGGGGGCAGUGA
This is a messenger RNA of Enhydra lutris kenyoni (northern sea otter), 948 nucleotides long. Its product is annotated as cilia and flagella associated protein 161. Bases 1 to 948 code for a protein of 315 amino acids. Gene Ontology annotation, cellular component: motile cilium. The transcript has 7 exons. The record is from RefSeq and is a predicted model, not a curated record. Lineage: Eukaryota; Metazoa; Chordata; Mammalia; Carnivora; Mustelidae. Gene Ontology annotation, biological process: cilium assembly.